Molecule: messenger RNA, 3476 nt
Organism: Jatropha curcas
Lineage: Eukaryota; Viridiplantae; Streptophyta; Magnoliopsida; Malpighiales; Euphorbiaceae
Biological process (GO): glycogen catabolic process
Cellular component (GO): cytoplasm
Molecular function (GO): pyridoxal phosphate binding; glycogen phosphorylase activity
Source: RefSeq, a predicted model, not a curated record
UGGUUGAUAUGAAAGUUGAAAAGGAAAAAAAGAAAAUCUCGAUCAGAAAAGUUAUGGAACUUCAUAUUAAUCCCGAGGUUGCAAAAUGGAGAGUUGGUGACCCAUCGUCAGUUCAUGCAAAAGCAGAGAAGUGAUUGGUGCCAUUUGAUCCGAAAAAGGUACCGAGUCUUCAGGAUUAGAAAAUGAGACCAUUCUCUUCUGUGUCAUGUACAAAAACCCACUUUCUAUUCCUUACACUGCAUCUUCUUCUGUUAUUUGGUUUCUUACAAUGUCUCCUGUCUCAUUGCCUCUCUACCAAUCAAAACUCUCAUUUCCAUCCUUCGACACUCCUUUUCUCCCCUUUUCUAUUCCUUCUUCUCACAACAAGUUCUCUUCCAUUUCGAUUCUCAAUAAUACUUCCCAUGUCAACUACAGUAGGCUCUCUUCCUCCAUCAAACCGCUUUCCGCCACAGUCAGCACCUCCGUCGUCGUCGAGUCUGAUAACCAUUCUGAUCCCAGCACUGGAUCAACCGCCUUCAUCAUCCACGCGCGCAACCGAAUUGGACUCCUCCAAGUCAUCACUCGCGUCUUCAAAGUACUCGGCCUCCGUGUCGAGAAGGCUACCGUCGAAUUUGACGAUGAUUAUAUUACGAAGACGUUUUAUGUGACUGAUUCUAAUGGAAACAAAAUCGAGGACGCUGAGAGAUUGGAUAAAAUCAAAGAACAAUUGAUUGAUGCGAUUGACGGAGGAGAUGGAGUUGGCGAGGUUAAGGUGGGGUCUACAGGGAGAGGAGUAGUGAUGAGAAGGACUGGAUUAGGUGAAGGGAGAGCCAAGGCGGAGAGAAUGUUCGGGUUAAUGGAUCGGUUUUUGAAGAACGAUCCGUUUACUCUUCAAAAGGAUAUUUUGGAUCAUGUUGAGUAUACAGUGGCUAGGCCGCGCUUUAGUUUUGACGAUUUUGAAGCUUACCAGGCUUUAGCACAUAGCGUAAAAGAUCGGUUGAUUGAACGUUGGCAUGAUACCCAAAUGUGUUUCAAGAAGAAAGAUCCAAAGCGCAUAUACUUCCUCUCGCUUGAAUAUCUUAUGGGUCGUGCAUUGUCAAAUAGUAUCACCAAUCUUGGCAUUCGCGACCAAUACGCAGAUGCAUUAUCUCAGCUUGGUUUUGACUUGGAAGUCUUGGCAGAGCAGGAAGGGGAUGCUGCUCUUGGUAAUGGUGGCCUUGCUCGUCUUUCAGCCUGUCAAAUGGAUUCCUUAGCCACAUUGGACUAUCCUGCAUGGGGUUAUGGACUACGAUACCAGUAUGGACUUUUCCGUCAGGUCAUAUUGGAUGGCUAUCAACAUGAACAACCUGAUUAUUGGUUAAACUAUGGAAAUCCUUGGGAGAUAGAACGGAUUCAUAUGGCCUAUCCAGUCAAGUUCUACGGGACUGUCGAAGAGGAAGAUUUCAAUGGAGAAAAACGUAAAGUUUGGGUUCCCAAUGAGACGGUUGAAGCUGUAGCCUAUGACAAUCCAAUACCUGGCUAUGGAACAAGGAACACCAUUACUCUUCGCCUCUGGGCUGCUAAGCCAAGUGAUAAAAAUGAUAUGGAAGCCUAUAAUACUGGAGACUACAUCAAUGCAGUUGUCAAUCGACAAAGAGCAGAAACCAUAAGUAGUGUUUUAUACCCUGAUGACCGCACAUAUCAGGGAAAAGAAAUACGGUUAAAACAACAAUACUUUUUUGUCUCUGCAUCAAUGCAAGAUAUUAUUCGGAGGUUCAAAGUCACUCAUGAUAACAUCGAUGAGUUCCCAGAAAAGGUUGCCCUGCAAUUGAAUGAUACUCACCCAUCUCUUGCAAUAGUUGAGGUCGUGAGAUUGCUUGUUGAUGAAGAGAAUUUAAGUUGGAGUAGAGCAUGGGACAUUGUAUGCCAGAUAUUCUCCUUCACAACUCACACAGUAUUGCCUGAAGGAUUGGAGAAAAUCCCUGUUGAUCUGUUGGAAAGUCUUCUACCGCGCCAUUUACAAAUCAUAUAUGAGAUAAACCACAAUUUCAUUGAAGAGUUGAAGAAAAGAAUCGGUUUGGAUUAUGAUCGACUUUCUAAGAUGUCAAUUAUUGAGGAAGGUGCUGUGAAGAAUAUUCGGAUGGCAAAUCUAUCAGUUGUCUGCUCUCACUCUGUGAAUGGUGUUUCUAAAGUGCAUGGAGAGUUAUUGAAAACAAGAGUAUUCAAGGACUUCUAUGACCUGUGGCCUCACAAAUUUCAUUACAAGACAAAUGGAGCAACGCAGCGUCGAUGGAUUGUUGUCAGCAAUCCAAGUUUAUGUGCUCUUAUCUCAAAGUGGCUUGCAACAGAAGCCUGGAUACGUGAUAUGGACCUGUUAUCAGGCUUGCAAGAAUAUGCAACAAAUGCUGAUCUACAUCGAGAAUGGAAGAUGGUUAGGAAGGUUAACAAAAUGAGGCUUGCAGAAUAUAUUGAAGCAAUGACUGGUGUCAAGGUCAGCAUAGAUGCAAUGUUUGAUGUGCAGAUAAAACGAAUACACGAGUACAAAAGACAGUUCCUUAAUAUUCUUGGGAUCAUCCAUAGAUAUGACUGUAUCAAGAACAUGGAGAAGAAUGACAGGAGAAAUGUUGUCCCUCGUGUCUGCAUAAUUGGAGGGAAAGCUGCACCUGGUUAUGAAAUAGCAAAGAAGAUUAUCAAACUUUGUCAUGCUGUAGCAGAAAAGAUUAACAAUGACCCAGAUAUUGGAGAUCUUUUAAAGUUGGUUUUUAUCCCUGAUUACAGCGUCUCUGUUGCUGAGUUGGUAAUACCAGGGGCUGACCUUUCACAGCACAUAAGCACUGCUGGACACGAGGCAUCAGGUACUAGCAGCAUGAAAUUCUUGAUGAAUGGAUGUUUACUCCUAGCAACAGAAGAUGGCUCUACCAUUGAAAUUAUUGAAGAAAUAGGGGCAGAUAACAUGUUUUUGUUUGGUGCAAAAAGUCAUGAAGUUCCAGUUUUGCGUGAGAAAGGACCUGCACUUAAAGUACCUCUUCAAUUUGCUCGUGUUGUAAGGAUGAUUCGAAAUGGCUAUUUUGGCUUUGAAGACUAUUUUGAAUCAUUAUGCGACAGCGUGGAGGUUGGUAAUGACUUUUACCUCCUGGGUGCUGAUUUUGAAAGCUAUCUAGAGGCACAGGCUGCUGCUGAUAAGGCAUUUGUUGAUGAUAAGAAGUGGACUCAGAUGAGCAUUCUUAGCACAGCUGGGUCUGGAAGAUUCAGCAGUGAUAGAACAAUUGAAGAAUAUGCAGCCAAUGCUUGGGGAAUUGAACCUUGUAGAUGCCCAUUCUAAACUCGGUCUCUACUUCUCAAUAGACAAGACUUAUCAAAGAAUAAGCAAUAAUCUACAGUUAUUUGUAACUGCUUACCAAUAAUCUCUGAUACUUCUUGCAUAUGUUCCUCCACGUUUGAUUCUUUUUUAUACUUAUGCAUUGGCUCUAUGUAGUAUUUUUUUUAUUAUUAUUAUUUCUUUAAGAGUUGAAUUUCUG